GAACUUCCAAAACAAUUCAAAAUGAUUUAUUGGAUUCUAUUCUGUCAGUAUGUCGAAAUAAAAUAGUAAAUGAAAUUGAACAGUCAGAAUUUAUUUCCAUAAUUGUUGAUGAAACUACUGAUAUUUCAAAUAUCUUUCAGUUGGUUCUUAUUAUUAGAUAUGAAGUGCAAGGUCGACCUGUUGAGCGGUUUUGGGGUUUUGAGAAUCCAAAUGGACAUAAUGCCGAAGCAUUAUCACAAACUAUUUUUGGUUUAAUUGAUCCACUUCUGGAAAAAUCGCCUAAUAAAUUGAUUGCUCAGUCAUACGAUGGUGCAGCGGUUAUGAGUGUCCAAAAAGGUGGUGUUAAUGUGAAGAUAAAAGAAAAGUAUCCAUUCGCCUUUUUUAUUCACUGUUAUGCUCACCAAUUGAAUCUAAUAACCAUACAAUCAAUUUCAAAAAAUAAGCAAAUUGUAUCAGUGUUAGAUGAAGUAGUCGGUGUUCGUUUGCCAAGAGCAGUACAGACUCGAUGGAACUUUAAUAUAAGAACCGUUAAUACUGUUUUUGAACACAGGGAAGACUUGAUUAUUUGUAUGGAUAAAAUAAUUGAAACAUCUUUAGUAUCUUUACAAGCUAAAACAAUUAAUCAAGCCACUGGUAUUAAAAGGCUCCUAGAAGAUACUGAUUUUAUUUUUUGGCUGAAUAUUUUUCAUAAAAUUAUGCCACAUGUUGACUGUUUGUAUAGUUCUGUCCAAGCUAGAAAAACAGACCCUGUUCAAGAAGUACUUAAAUUACUUAAACUAUUAGUCGUCAUUCCGAUGACAUCGUCGGAAGCUGAACGCGGAUUUUCGACGUUAAAAAGAAUUAAAACUUGUUUGCGAAGUACCAUGGGAGAAGACAGACUUAACGCUUUAUCUAUUCUUAGUAUUGAAAGUGAAAUGAUUUCAGAAGAUAUGGAAUUCAAUAAAAAGGUCAUCGAACAUUUUUCAUCAACAAAAAACAGGCGGAUGGAUUUUAUUCAUAAAAUAACUCCAUAA
This is a messenger RNA of Sipha flava (yellow sugarcane aphid), 1013 nucleotides long. Its product is annotated as zinc finger MYM-type protein 1-like. Gene Ontology annotation, molecular function: protein dimerization activity. The transcript is spliced from 3 exons. The annotation marks the transcript as partial. Lineage: Eukaryota; Metazoa; Arthropoda; Insecta; Hemiptera; Aphididae. The record is from RefSeq and is a predicted model, not a curated record.